AUGCCUAGGUUUCUCUCAGGACUUUUCCCGAGCAAUUGGUGCUCGAGCGCGACUUUCUUCCCCAAAUUCCACAACUUCCGCUGCAGAAUGGGCUGCAUUCAGGCCAAAUGCUGCCGUACCUGCUCGCGCUCCUCCGACGGCGACAACAACGAGGAAGAAGAAGAAUCGGGCGCCUUCCCCGGCCCGAACAACCCCCGCAGGCCCGCAUCCGACGUUUCCCUAGACGCCGUCAACAUCCCCUCCCACAAUAUCCGGCUUUCAUACGCCGCCUUCAGCCUUCGCGGCUACUACCCAGAAGCCCCGAACAAGGAGAAUCAGGACAGCUACUGCGUGAAAACCGCCGUCCAGGGAAACCCUAACGUCCACUUCUUCGGGGUUUUCGACGGGCACGGUCUCUGUGGGACCCAGUGCUCGUCUUUCGUCAAAAACAGGCUAAUCGAGAAACUCUCUGAAAACCCAUCCUUACCGGACGAUCCCAUCAACGCCUACAGCUCGGCCUUUCUGGCAACAAACGACGAGCUCCACGCCAGCGAGGUAGACGACUCCAUGAGUGGCACAACUGCAAUUACAGCCCUUGUGAUUGGGGACAAACUGUAUGUAGCCAAUGUGGGAGAUUCGCGGGCUGUGCUGGGAGUCAGGGAAGGAGACAGAGUUCUUGCCCAAGACCUGUCCAGAGAUCAAACCCCAUUCAGAAAGGACGAGUGUGAGAGAGUUAAGCUUUGUGGGGCUAGGGUUUUGAGUGUAGACCAGGUGGAAGGGAUAAAGGACCCGAGUAUACAGUCAUGGGGAAAUGAGGAGACUGAAGGGGCCGAUCCUCCGCGGCUGUGGGUACAGGAUGGGAUGUACCCUGGGACUGCAUUUACUAGGAGUGUGGGAGACAGUAUGGCUGAGAAGAUUGGAGUAGUUGCGGAUCCUGAGGUUUCUACUGUGAGGCUCACGGCUGAUCAUCCGUUUUUCUUGAUCGCCAGUGAUGGGGUCAAUAAAUAUGCUGAUCCCAGGGAAGCUUGUGCUGCAAUAGCGGAUGAAUCUUACAAAUUGUGGUGCGUUAGCGGCUCUCUCUUCGCUGAACUUGCGAAAUUAUGGGUCGUUUUGCUUGCU
Molecule: messenger RNA, 1098 nt
Organism: Striga asiatica
Lineage: Eukaryota; Viridiplantae; Streptophyta; Magnoliopsida; Lamiales; Orobanchaceae
Source: the annotation of a GenBank genome assembly